UAGUUUUAGAUACAAAAGAUCCAACUUCGUGUGUGUAUUUGCAUUACUUUCUAAUUAUAGGAUGUUGAUAGCUAUAUAUGAUCGGAGACAUGCAAAUAUGUGAAGAACUAUAAACAAAAAUGAUCCAAUAAAUGAUUUUGAAGGUCUCAAUUAUUAGUAAAAUGGCAAUGGCGAGAGAUAUUUUUUGCAUAAGGCCAAGAUUAACGACAGCCAUGAUGCCAAGUCUGAGACCUUUUCUUCUCCUCAUUCUCUUAUCGCUUUGGGUUUGUGUCGAAAGCGCUGAUCCUGGUUUUCAAAAGACCAUCACUACAGGGUCCAAGUUCGGGUUUCUGGGAAGAGGCCCUUUUGGUGGUAUCUUCCAAGGACAAGUUACUGUAGAACAUGGAUCUGAUGAUCCUUCAUUGCCCGCAUCAAAUCCUUCAUUGCCCGCAUCAGAUCCUUCAUUGUCCGCUAGCAAUGAUGGUGGCAGCAGCAGUAGCAGCGGCGGUGACCAGGUGGAGAGUGCAAGAAAGAUGAUGAACAGCAACAAAGGGGACUCAUCAGAUCAUACUUCUCACACGAGUCAAGACGCGACACCUGUUAUCGGACCAGAUGGUAAUCCUAUUCUUUCACCUGAAAAACCAAGAUUUGAGUCCAACUCCCUUGGCAAAUGGAGAAUAACCACUCAAAAUGCUGGCAUUUCCGCCAUGCAAUUACAAACAAUGCCAGAAGAUAAGGUAGUGUGGUUUGACACAACAUUUCUGGGGCCUUCUGCGCUUGAGCUGAAACCUAAGGGAAAUUGUCCUAUCAAUUUUGAGACCAAUGUUCCGGAUUGCUAUGCUCAUGCUCUAGAGUAUGAUGGGCUACACGAUACCACCAGACCGCUAACUAUUAAAUCUGAUCCGUGGUGCUCAGUUGGAAGUUUAUCGGCUACUGGAACCCUAGUAGGCUCAGGAGGGUAUUACAAAGGAAGAAGUGCUAUUCGUCUUCUCAAGCCAUGCCCCAACUGUGAUUUCACAGAGAAGUCUUUCGUUUUAGGUUCUGAGAGAUGGUAUGCUUCACAACACAUCUUGGAAGAUGGCAAUCUUGUAAUAGUUGGCGGUCGAAAAUCCUUCAAUUACGAAAUUAUUCCACCAGAUACAUUCAAUAUCCCUAUAAAAAAAUUUGAUUUCCCCUUUCUCCAACAAACCACUGACCCUGUUGAAAACAACCUCUACCCUUUCUUGUAUCUGGUUCCAGAUGGAAAUCUUUUCCUCUUUGCCAACAACCGCUCUAUAAUUUUCGACCCUAAAACCGCAAAAAUCAUCCGUGAAUUGCCACCACUUGCUGGUGGCUCCAGGAACUACCCUGCCUCAGGCAUGUCUGCCGUUCUUCCCAUCAAAAUCGACCCUAAAAACCCCGAAAAAGUAUACUUUGACAUCAUGGUCUGUGGGGGAGCUUCACCAUUUGCCUUUUUUCCAGUGGACAGUGUCCAAGCUAGGCCAAAGCCUAAGAAUGUAUACUGGCCAGCCCUUCAAGAUUGUAACAAGAUCAAGCUGAUGGACCCGAAUCCACACUGGGAAAAAGACAUGCUCUUGUCUCCUCGUGUCAUGGGAGACAUGCUAAUUCUCCCCACAGGAGACCUUCUGAUUCUCAAUGGCGCAAAGAAAGGCGCUGCAGGGUGGUGGAAUGGCGACGAUCCCAACCUCACCCCCGAGCUCUACAUGCCCAAACAGAAGCUCGGAAGCAGGUUCAAGCAGCUCCACCCCACCACAAUCCCAAGAAUGUACCAUUCCACCUCAGCAGUCCUAUCCAACGGAGAAGUCCUCGUAGCCGGAAGCAAUGAAAACGACAGAUACGUCUACCAGGGAGUCCCCUUCCCAACCGAGCUCCGCGUGGAGAAGUUCACCCCACCUUAUCUCGACAAAAGCCUCGAUAAGCACAGACCAAAAAUACUAACUAAGCCCAAGAAAGUGAAACAUGGAGGCCCAUUUUCUUUUAAAUAUGCGAUCACUACUCCACCCCCACAGCCCCUGGAGGCCUCAGACUUGAAGAUGCAUAUGUUAUCGCCACCCUUUACGACUCAUGGGUAUUCACAGCAACAGAGAAUGCUUGUGUUGGAUGUGAGGAUGAGGGGUCCUGACACCGUUCAAGCGGUGGCGCCACCAAACGCGAGAAUUGCUCCACCAGGGUAUUAUAUUUUGUUUUUGGUUCACCGGGGAGUACCUAGUGCUGGAAUUUGGGUUAGACUUGUCACCAAAUAGGUUGUGUGCAUUUUUCGUCAUGCUGUUUUUAUGUAACUUUGAUUAAGAGUUGAAAUAGGUGAAUACGUGUAAACAAAAUAGGUAGUAUUAUAUGUAGUGUUGGGUUUCACGGAUGAAAU
Messenger RNA from Daucus carota subsp. sativus, 2341 nucleotides. Its product is annotated as putative aldehyde oxidase Art an 7. The record is from RefSeq and is a predicted model, not a curated record. The coding region runs from base 132 to 2222 and encodes 696 amino acids. The transcript is spliced from 3 exons. Lineage: Eukaryota; Viridiplantae; Streptophyta; Magnoliopsida; Apiales; Apiaceae.